GUUAAAAAUAGUAUUAAAGACAUCCGAGGCGUGUGUCGUUUACGUCUCCAACGGAAAAGGAAGUAAACACAAGGCUGCAGAAAAUCCCUGGCUGACCUGGAACUUGAGAUGGACAUGGUGUCGGAUGUGAGACUAGCACAGGAGAAGCAGAAAUACCAGCAGAGAAUAAUACGGAACUGCCAAGAUCACAACAAGACACGCCCCUUGAAUGUCGCCAUUAUUGGGCCCCCGGGAGUGGGGAAAUCAUCGCUGGUGAACACGAUCGCUGCCUCAUUUUCUGAUGACACAUGGAGAGAAUAUGCAUAUUCUGGUUGCCAUGGAGAUGCUAGUCAGAUCACAGUGUUCACCAAGAGUUUUCCAAAGUGCUGUCAUGGCUUAAAUGCCAAGUACAGCAACGUGAACCUCCCCACACUGAUCGACAUCGCGGGGCUAACAGAUGAAGAGAGAGAGCGGUAUGUUGAGUUGCUCCGUAUUGUCUUCUAUGGCCGUCUCCCAGAAGAGGAAUCUCUCGCAGAGGCAGAUGAAUUCUACAAGAAACACGGAAUAGAAGACCUGCGACAGAAAUAUGCCGAAAAUGAUGAAAAGCUGAAGGUUGAUCGAAUUAUUUUUGUGUCGUCGGCGACACAGGAGGUCCCGCAGAACCUGAUCGGCUGUGUCCUGCGAGCUGCCCGACCCUCGGGGGUCAUUGACAGCAGAAAGAGAACAAUCCCUGUGUACGGUGUUCUCACGAAGCAGGACAAGGUGGGAAGUGGGGUGCUCACCAAGGAGGAUUACGACAAACGAGAAAAACAGUUCAUCGAUGCACUGGGGCUUGCUGGGUCGCUCCACCGACUGCUGCGGUGCCGCAACUACUGCGACGAUGUGGACCACGGCCAACGUACCGACACAGUCCUGCCUGAACUUGACCUUCCAGCCUUGAAGUUCAUGACCCAGGUCUCCGACCCAGUCUUCGAUGUCAUCAAUGAACGGGAGUCCUAUGCUGCUCAUGAAAAUAAAGCUGAGAGUGAAAUUUUGCGUCGACGUCAGACACCUUCCGCUAACGAUCAGUCGAAACCAUCGACCAGAACACACAGCAGAGCAGGAAGAUGGGCGAGAGGAAGAGCAAACAGAUCACCAGAAAGAGGUGGAGGCAGCAUCCUGGACGAGCUGGGCGUGUCCCACGAUCAGGCCUUCUACAUCAUGGUGGCCAUCGAGGCUGUCCUUCUGGCCGUCAUCCUGAUGUUCCUGAUGAGGCCGCCCGUGGACAUGGGCAAGUUACAAGGAGCGUGUAACUACAUGAAGACGCACGACCAGAGCAUCGAGGCAGCCACGAUGCGGGACAUCUGCGACAACCUCGGGAGCAAUUACAGUGGGUUCUUCAUGUUUCUCACUGCUCUCGCCUUCGUCGGGAUCCGAUUUGGCGUCAAGUAUGGCUAUGAACAACUUCAGCAAAUACAGAUCGAUACAUAGUUGCCGGUCAUGGAUGUAGAAAUGUUUGCAGGACGGAUAUCUUGAGAUUCCACAACCAUUUUCUGAUUAAUGUUGAAAUAUUCUACAUAGGUUCGUGUUUAGUUAAAGUAAAUUUUAAUUUUUUUGUCUGAUUCUGUGAAUUGCCAUGACUGUAGGCAUUACUCUUGGACAAUUUUCAAUAAAUUUCAUAUUUAGCUAAUCGGUUUGAAGGUCAAGUGGUCAUAAAAUGGUGUACCUGUGUCCCUCCUGCAUCCGUGUCCCUCCUCCGUCGUCCAUAUACCUUCAAGAAACCACGGAAGAGGUUUAGAUCUGAUUUUCAAUAUGGUUGUCAUGACAAUUGUUUUCCCCCAAAAAAUGAAUGUAACGAUGAACAUGUGUGUUCAGUUUUUGCGAUAUCUUAAAUUUUGACCUUGAUUUGACCUCUGCACAGCGACCAUACUGAAAGAAGAAACUUCAAAAAGCUAUUACUCGAACCUUUUUAUUCUUAAUGUAAUAUUUGAGUAUUUGGUAUGUGCUCUUGGAACCGACCAUUUGAUAUUUUGGUGAAAUGUGAGCAACUGUUGUGCAUUGCAACAAUGAAAUAAAAUAUUACAUUCAUUCUUGCAAAUUUGGAGUGAGUGAGUUAGUGAGUAUGUUUUUUACACUGCUUUUAGCAAUAUUCCAGCAAUAUCACGGCAGGGGACACCAGAAAUGGGCUUCACAUGGUGUACCCAUGUUGGAACCGAACCCGGGUCUUCGGCGUGACGAGCGAACGCUUUAACCACGAGGCUACCCGACCGCCCCUGGAAAUUUUUAAAACAUUGGGGAAACUUAGAUACUUGUAUCCUACCUGUUAAUACUUUAGUAUUUCUGCACAAAACCUUUGCCGACAUUUUGUUGGGUGGUUGUCUGUGUUAACAUCUGGAACUGUUGACCACAAAACCUAGUCCAUCUCCCCGAGGCAAGAGCGUCCGCUAGCCUUUUCAUCAAAGUCUUGUUCCACCCUUGCCAAAUCAAGCCCACUUUCCUGUGCUUCAUAUGAUUGGACUAUCAGAGAACGUUUCACAAAGUCAACAUCCACAUAUGAAAGACCACUUCCUGUCUUUUUCAUCUUUUGAACCCCUCCAACGAUUGCUUGUUUUUGUGUCAGGGAAAAAAUUGUGAAUGUUUUCGUUAUCUGAUCGACGAGGUCACCAUCUUUGUGAAGCUAUACGAGAUAAGAACAGCGAUCUGAUUGGAUAUCAUGUGUUCCUUAUAAGGGGCACAACUUAUGAUCUACACGGGGUGGCGCCAUCGUCACGCCAAGAAAAGUGGCCUUGAUGUGGCAAGGAUAGAAAACUAGGCUUUGAUAUAGGCUAGUGGACAGGCUUGCCUUGGGGAGAUGGUCCAGGUGAGCUACAAUAAUGUUGUGAAAUGAAAUGUUCUCCAGGUGACAGUCCCGACAAUAAAAUAAAUUUUUUUGCUUA
Molecule: messenger RNA, 2894 nt
Organism: Haliotis rufescens (red abalone)
Lineage: Eukaryota; Metazoa; Mollusca; Gastropoda; Lepetellida; Haliotidae
Exons: 6
Coding region: 109-1449 (446 amino acids)
Source: RefSeq, a predicted model, not a curated record